UGAAUCGCCAUCCCUGGAUGUGUUUAAGAGCCGUUUGGAUGUGGUGCUCAGGGAUAUGAUUUAGCAGAGGGUUGUUAGUUAUGGUGCUAUGAUUAGGCGGAGGUUGGACGUGAUGAUCUUCGAGGUCUUUUCCAACCUGGGAAAUUCUAUGAUUCUAUGAAAAGAAACACGAACAACAGGAAAACUGCACUGAUUUGGUGGAGCCCGUGAGAUGGGAUCCACACAGCGGGCAGAACUGGACUAAAGGCUGACAGAGAGCAUCAAUACCUUAACAGAAGACAUCAAUACCUUAACAGAGAGCAUCACAUGUUAACAGAGGGCACCAGCACGUUCCCCUUCGAUGUCCUUAAGAGCUUCUCUGGCUGUCACGGCUCUCUUUGGGACAAGAGGAGCCGUUGUGGGGGAUCAGAGGGUUCGGAAUAAGGUGUUGGGGGUGAUGGUGGAGGAGCAACAGUGGGCCGGCAAUGGGCUGACAAUGGGCCGAAAAUGGGCCGACAAUGGGCCGGCAAUGGGCUGACAGACAAUGAUCUGACAGACAAUGAUUUAACAGACAACGGGCCGAACUCUUGUCCCGCUUGGAAAUGCCUGAUCUCGAGGUCACUGAGCUCCGAACUUCAUCCCAACCGAGAUGCAGCGAUCAGAGUUGAUGCCACCCUCGGACCAAUCGCAGCGCGUCUUUCACCUGCCACGAGUGGCUCGUCCAAUGGGAGGCGGCGUUGCUCUUCCCGUCCCGCCUCGGAGCCAAUCAGCAGCGAGCUACGAGGAGGUGGGCGGGACUCGGCGAAACCGAAAGUAAAACCAAAAGCCGGCCGUGAUGGCGGCUGCCCCAACCCACUCCCUGCCCCCCAGAGCAGUGGAUGCUGUUCUUGCCCGGUGUGGCCAUCAAGGUGGUGGGGACCAUCACCCAGCAGCAUCACGCUGCAGCUCGUUUCCUAUCAGGGCUCACGCAGUACAUCCCCUGAUAGCAGCCAGGCGUUGUCAAUUUGGGGCAGCGCGGGGUUUUCUGGGAAGCACAGGAAGCAGCAGCUGAAGACAGGCUGUGGGGUGUGGGGGGAGGUUUCCUGUGCUGCUGUAGACAGCAGUAAAACCAUGGAGGCUGCGGUGCCCCCAAUGGCAGCUCCGCUCUGCCUGGUGCACAACGAAGACUGCAAACUGUCCCUCAACCCCGCAGCGCUGGCAGUUCUGCGUGGUGUCACGCAGCCCGUGGUGGUGGUGGCCAUGGUUGGGCCUUUAGGCUCUGGGAAGUCCUUCCUGAUGAAGCGACUGGCACAGAAGUGCACAGGCUCCCCGCUAGGCAGUGCGGCGCAGACACAAACAAAGGGCAUCUGGAUGUGGUGUCUGCCCCAUCCCUGCAAACCUGGCGUGGCACUGGUGCUGCUGGACACUGAGGGGCUGGGAGAGGCCAACAAGGGUGACAGCCACAGCGACAUCUGGAUCUUCACGUUGGCGCUGCUCCUUUCCAGCACCUUCGUGUUCAACUGCAAGCAAAGCACCAACGACUCGAUGCUGCAGAAGCUGUGGCUGCUGAUGGAUCUGACACACCAUGUGCGUGUGCGAGUGAAGGCGGACAAAGCUGAGCCAGCCGAUGAGUUCGUCCGAGUCUUCCCUGGCUUUGUGUGGGUCGUGCGUGACUUUAGGCUGCAGGAGGGACAGCAGCCCAUCAGUGGGGAUGAGUACCUGCGGCAGAUCCUGCACUCAGGUCUUGCGUCCCCAUCUGCCACUGUGUGUCAAAUGCUCAUACACUCAGAGCCACACAUUGUUUCUACUCUUGCUUCUUCCCCAGUCAGGGUCAUCAUCCCAUGGGGGUUAUACGCCCCUGGACGCAGCCUCUGUUCUCAGUGUCUUCUUCCACACCCCCUCAAACUUGUAGGGAUCUUUAAGAUGAAGCACAGAAACCUGCGGGACUACCUGUACAGCUUCUUCCCCCACCGCAUUUUCAUGCUGGAGCAGCCGGCGGCUGACAGAGACCUGGCUCGGCUGGAGGCGCUGCGGGAGGAUCAGCUGCAGCCACAAUUCCGCCAACACGAGGAGGAUUUCUGCCAGCACAUCUGGAAGGAGGCACCAGUGAAGGUGCUGCUGAACAGGAGCCAGGUGACAGGCAGAGUGCUGGCGUGUCUAGUGGAGACGUACGUGACCGCCAUCACCAGCGGCUCCGUGCUCUGCGUGGAGAGCGCGCUCAUGGUGGUGGCAGACACUGAGAACAGCAGAGCGGUGGAGGAGGCGGUGGCUGAAUAUCAGCGGGGCAUGGAGCAGGGCCUGGUGCUGCCCAUGGCCUCGCACGCUACGCUGGUGGCCAUGCAUCAGGACUGGAAGCAACGUGCCGGCACCUUCUUCCUGUCCCACGCCUUUACCGACACCAGGCGGUGUUACCAGGCACUGCUGAUGGACAAGCUGGAGGCAGUCAAGGAGGAGUUCUGCCGGCGCAACGAGGAGGCGUCGGAGCAGCGGUGCCGCGCGGUGCUGCAGGAGCUGUGGAGGGGCGUGGAGCUCCACAUGCAGUGUGGGCACUACGCGGUGCCGGGGGGCAUGCGGCUGUUCCAGGAGGAGUUGAAGCGUGUGGUGGAGGAGUUCAAGCAGAUGCCUGACAAGGGUGUCAAGGCGGAGGCGGUGCUGGAGAAGUUCCUGCGGGUGAAGAGAAUGGAGAUGAUGGAGAUGUGGCUGGAUCGGGUGGACCAGCAGUGUAAGGCGGUGCUGGCUGAGGCGACAGCCACAGCACAGGUGAUGGAGGAGCGGCUGGAGGAGCGGCUGGAGGAGCACAGACAGCAGCAGAGGGCUGAGCUGAUGAAGCUGAGGGAGCUGAAGGAGGCGGUGGAGCUGCGGAUCUGCAUCCUGGAGAAGCAGCAGGAGGUGAUGUUGGCUGAGGUGCCAGCGGCCAAAAUGGCGGUGGAGGAGCAGCAGCAGCAGCAGGCAGCCCUGGACAUGGUGACAGCUGCACAAGAGGCAGCAGAGGCACAGCUGGAGGAGCAGCGGCGGCAGCAGCGGGUGGUGUUGGCUGAGGUGACAGCAGUCAAGGAGGCAAUGGAGAAGCAGCUGGAGGAGCAGCGGCAGCAGCAGCAGGUGGUGUUGGCUGAGGUGACAGCAGUCAAGGAAGCAAUGGAGAAGCAGCUGGAGGAGCAGCGGCAGCAGCAGCAGCGGGUGGCCCUGGCCGAGGUGACUGCCACCCCAUACGUGACCGUGGCACAGCUGGAGGAGCGCUGGCAGCAGUGGGCGCAGCAGCUGCGGGAGGAGCAGAACCAAGUGCUGUCUCAGCACCGGGAGGAGCUGGAGGCACAGCUGCAGGAGGGCCAUGGGCGCGAGGCGGCAGCGCUGCAGUGGGUGGAGCCCUCCUGGCGCUCCAGGCUCUUGAAAUUCCUAGGCGUGGUCAUUCCCAUCCUGAGAAUAUUGGACAGCAUGGUGAAGAAUGCCACAUAAAGGGCACUGAUGAAGACGUUGAAGGAGGCCGGACCCAGCACGACACAAGGAGCAGCACUCCCUGCAGGGCUCCUGCCAGUUCUGCUCCAUUUCUGCUGUUGGCAGCUCUCGGGUUGCCCGUGGUGGUGUUCAGGAUGCUCGAAAUGGUGGUGGCAGCACUCAGGAUGGGGACGCUCUGAUGGGACAUCCCAAAUUUGGGGGUUAUUUCAUACUAAAACAACACAGUAAAACAUUACGUGUUUUA
This is a messenger RNA of Coturnix japonica (Japanese quail), 3655 nucleotides long. The record is from RefSeq and is a predicted model, not a curated record. NCBI's taxonomy places the organism in Eukaryota, Metazoa, Chordata, Aves, Galliformes, Phasianidae.